Sinocyclocheilus rhinocerous is the source of this 1479-nucleotide messenger RNA. Its product is annotated as growth hormone receptor-like. The record is from RefSeq and is a predicted model, not a curated record. The transcript is spliced from 2 exons. Bases 1 to 846 code for a protein of 281 amino acids. Lineage: Eukaryota; Metazoa; Chordata; Actinopteri; Cypriniformes; Cyprinidae.
AUGGAGCAGAACUUUUCUAUUUGGUUUGUUUCUUCACAGAAAGGUCAGCUGAGUGAAUUCACGUCAAUCUUAGGCACCCAGCCGGGCUUGCGGCCAGAACUGUACAGCAACGAUCCAUGGGUAGAGUUCAUAGAAGUGGACAUCGACGAACCGCAUGAGAGCCAGGAGGAGCUCCUUGUCGCUGAUUCUCCGGUCUCUGAUUCGCCUCAAAUGUCCAGUAGUUUCAGGGAUGAUGACUCGGGUCGGGCUAGCUGCUGUGAUCCGGACCUGUCAGAUCAUGAUCAAACGGAUCUACAUCACCCUUCAGCCAGCAACCACGAUGGUUUCCACCCAUUGUCAUGUACACAAGACACUACCUGGUCAAACAGCCUUUACUCACAAGUGAGAGAUGUCACUCAGCGUGGUGAAGUUGUGCUUUCUCCUGAAGAGCAAGAAACAAUGGCUCUGAAGGAUAAAGACCACAAUAAGAGGAAAGAAAUCCAACAGUUGGUAGUGAUUCCUGACGAAAGAGGCUACACCUCUGAGUUUGUUGCCAGCACAAUCAGCACCCACCACAAUAAACCAAACCCACCGGCAGACCAAUCACAGAGUCAAGAACAACACGGUGCAUUCAGGGACCUUCAAAUCCUGAGCACUGAAACGGUUACGUCGCCACAGUCCACUGCAUUUCCCAUCCUUGCAAUGCCUACCAGUCCGGAGUACACCAUGGUAGAUGGUGUGGACUGGAAAAAUAGUCUCCUCCUGAAACCUAAUACACCAACCGCCCCACAGAAGGCAGCAGUGAAGACUUUGCCCACUCCUGAAGGGUACUUGACUCCUGACGUACUCGACAACAUUACACCUUAACUAAAAGUGGAGUACGUUUGCUCUUUGUGAGAUAUCGGACAUGGUUAGCCAACACCAAACAUGAUGUGUCAUCCAUGAGGAGGGAAUUUUGAAACGAAGCCAGUUCUCAAGCGUUCUCCAGUGGAAUGGAAGUCAUGAAACAAAUCUAUUGGCAAGCUAAUAAAUGGCUUCAUUAGGCCUAGAAUCUUUUCUUUAUUCUCCUAAUUUGGAGGGUUAACAGCUUCAGGGGUUAGUGUGAGCAGAUAUGGAGCAGAAGUAUAUUAGCUGGUUGUUUACUGUCAUAAAAAGAUAGCAACUGAUAUUUUAUGCUCUCACAUGUUGUGUAACAGCUAUAUUGCUCUAUUACCGUCUCCAUAUUGUAUGCACUUGUAUUAUUUGUUUUCACUGAACUAACUACCAACUACGUCUGUGUAAACUGUAAAGUGCCUACUUUAGAUUCUAUUUCAACAGCAGUGUUAAAAAUAGUGCACAUUUAAAUCAAAAGGGGUUUAUGUGAACUGUUUAUGUGAACUGUUACAGGCUCUUGUCCUCAGUGCCAUUUUUUUCCAUAAAAGACUGGACAGGCUUUUGUGCCACAGUGAUGUAAAUAUGGUGUUUUUUUUCUUUUCUUGUAACAAGUGUUCUUAGCUGAAA